Anolis carolinensis (green anole) is the source of this 4132-nucleotide messenger RNA. Its product is annotated as zinc finger protein 777. The transcript is spliced from 8 exons. The record is from RefSeq and is a predicted model, not a curated record. Gene Ontology annotation, biological process: regulation of DNA-templated transcription. Bases 271 to 2109 code for a protein of 612 amino acids. Lineage: Eukaryota; Metazoa; Chordata; Lepidosauria; Squamata; Anolidae.
UUUUCCUGCUUGUGAGGGGUGUGAAGUGAGGGACGAAACGGACACCUGAUUGGUCCGCUCAGGAGGCCACGCCCCUUUUCAGCUUGGGAGGGGAACAAAAGGCUGAGAGCGCGGGUGAGAAGACGCCGGAGCUGCUGAGGAAGAAGGCUGAGAUGCAUCCAAGUGAUAUAGAAGAGAGGACUGUGGCUGUUGCCACUCUCACGAAACAGUAAGAAAAUCUACACUGGCCAAAAUCCAUUCUGUAAACCACUUCAGGCCUAGCUCUGCAACAUGGAGCCUCGGCAGCUGGUGCCUUUGCAGCCCGAACCGAGUUUUGUCCGCGACGCCAAGCAGAACAUGGCUGAGCUUUCUCUGUGGACGGUGGUGGCUGCGAUCCAAGCUGUGGAGAGGAAAGUGGAUUCUCAUGCCACGCGGCUGCUGAACCUGGAGCGCAGGAUGAUGACGAAUGAGAAGAAGUAUGUGGAUUGCGAAAACGCAGUGGUGGACUUUGGCAACCAGAUGGAGUGCAAGUUGACCGCUCUAGGGACUCUGAUCCAAGAGUAUGGGUUGCUGCAGAGGCGGCUGGAAAACAUGGAGAACCUGCUUAAGAAUCAGAACUUCUGGAUUCUGAGGCUCCCGCCAGGUGCCAAGGGAGAAACACCCAAGGUGCCUGUGACCUUUGAGGACAACUCGGCCUACUUCUCUGAGCAGGAGUGGAGCAACCUGGAGGAGUGGCAGAAGGAGCUCUACAAGAAUGUGAUGAAGAGCAACUAUGAAUCCUUGGUCUCACUGGAUUAUGCCAUUGCUAAACCUGACCUUCUCUCGCGGAUUGAGCAAGGCAAGCGUCCCUAUGAGGAAGGGGAGGAAGAAGAGGUCUCCAAGGGGAGGGAGAUUUCGUCAGAGCCCAGCCCAGAAGCAUUGGUUUUUAGACCAGGCCUGAACUCACAGAUGGAAGGGGUAGAAAGUGUACAAGUCAGCGAAGACCAAGAGAAAGCUGAAGUAAAGCCCACGUCGAGUGACCUCAGUGUCGACUAUGGGCCUGCAGCUUCCUCCUUCGGCUCUCAAAUAAAACGGGAUGAAGAUGCGAACCCUGAAGGCCCAGAGGUCUCUGAAGGAGGUGAACUGCACGUCAAACCGAAUACGGCUCCCUCGAGAGACAAGGCGUUGAAGAAGCCCAAGCAAGAAGAGGCGACCCCCACAAUCCUGGAGACCUGGAUUCCGGUGGAAGCCUCCCAGGAGAGCGCCCUUCUGGUCAAAGGCUCCCUCUGCCCCGAAAUGUGGCUGAGGCCUCCUCUUCCAGGAGUGGAAGGCAGGGCAUUUACCCCCUUGGGAGCCAGCCUGGCCCAGUGGCCGAAGCAGGAGGUGGCCCACCUCCACGACUGCCCCGACUGCGGGAAGAGCUUCAGCCCCCCGCCUGGCUUGCAGGACCACCAGCGGAGCCACGCUGCCCUCCUGGCUUCUGCGGGGAGCCGCUUGGCCUCUCCUCCCGGGAACGAGGGGCUCCUGGUCCACGCUCUGGGCUGCCAGCCGGAAGGUGGGGCUGAGCGGCACUCGGCGCCUUCAGCGGAGGAGCGGGACUGGUCCUGCCCCUGGUGCCAGCAGCGCUUCCGCCUGCGAGUGAACCUCCUGAUCCAUGAGAGCAGCCACCUGGAAGCGGCCUCAGAGCUGAGCGGCAAGGACCGCCUGGCCUGCCGCUUCUGCCCCCGGCGCUUUGGCCGCUCGGACCACCUGCUGCGCCACCAGAUGAGCCACACGGGAGCCCGGCCCUACCAGUGCUCGGCCUGCGAGAAGAGCUUCACGGACAAGAGCAAGCUGACCAACCACUACCGAACCCACACGGGCGAGCGGCCCUUCCGGUGCUCGGCCUGCGGGAAGCGCUUCAUCCGGCGGCACCACCUGGCCAAGCACCAGCGCACCCACACCCGCGAGCGGCCCCACCAGUGCCCCCUCUGCCUCAAGCGCUUCAUGCAGAAGCACCACCUCCAGAAGCACGUCCGGACGCACACCGGCGAGAAGCCCUACAAGUGCAGCCACUGCCCCAAGGCCUUCUCCACCAAGCAGCGCCUCCUCCAGCACUGCUGCGCCUCUGGGGUGGCCAUAGCGCCAGCCACCCAAGGCCCCGCCCUCUGACCCUUGCCCUCCCCUCCGCCUCGUGGCCCUGUGCAGGUGGGCUGGCCUGCCAAGGUGGUGGCCCCUUUGGUUGGAGACACUUUGCUGCAAAAUGUCCUAACAAAUGCUUGGAUGUGAUGUUGACCGUAAGAGAGAUUCCAAAUCCCCAAGCUAUGGAUUCCUUGGAGAACUUGUUGGAGAACCUCAACUGAAGUGGUGGCCCCAUCGGCUGGGGACAUUUUGCUCCAAAAGGCUUGCAAAAAGUCACAACAAAUGGUUGCGUGCAGUGUUGGCCGUAAGAAAGAAUCCAUAUUAUAUCACUAUAUUAAGCUAACCAAAAAGCGGCCAGAAAUCUCAAGCAAUGUGUUCAGUUUGGAACGUGAUGAUGUACUUCAACUAAGUUGAUAGUUGGACAUGUUUUGCUUCAGAAAGGUUGCAAAGCUCAAACAGUUCAUUGAAAUAUCCAUAUUGUACUGAUAUUACUGUUUUAAGCCAACCAAAAAGGGCCACAUUGGUGUUGCAAAUCCCAAGAAAUUGAUUCAGUUGGGAACUUGAUGGAGAACCUCAACGAAGGUGAUGGUGAUCCCUUUGAUCAAGGACACUUUGCUUUGAAAGGAUUACAGAGAAUUCCAGCGAACGGUUGAGUGUUUAUUGACCAUAAGACAAACAGAUCUGUAAUAUGUCACUAUGGUAUAUUAAGCCAACCAGAAAGGUGCAGUGCUGUUGUUGGAAAUCUCAAGUGAUGGACUCAGUUGACAACUUGGUGGAGAACCUCAACAUUUCUGUAAAUUUGGCAGCGGGGAGAACCGGUUGUAAAUUCCAAGUGGAGUUCCUUGCAAGAUGGUGGCUUCUGUACAGUGUCUCAGUUGGAGGCCCUUAUGGUCUGUAAAACAAAUCCCACUUGCAGUGGAAAAGCAAUAUGGUCCCACAGCAUGGUAUAUAUCAUACAUGGCAGAUCCUAAGCAUAGGAUCCUGACACAGAGGACUUCUAAACAUGCAAGGUAUAAAUGAACGAUUCUUCUUGGAGAACAAGAUUGGUCAGUCCUUGGAGGGCAGACUGGCGAACGGACUCACCUUUACACAUGGCGGCAAAAAGGGUCUUAAUGGUGCUUUGUACUUGUGUUGAGAAAUGUCUUGUGAAGGAAUGUAAGUAUUAUUAGAUCCGGAAGGUCGCUACACCAAGGCUGUUUUCUUGAACCAGCCAUGAAGGACAUGACAUUAGGACUCAGUAGGGUUGUGGCAUCUUGUGCCUAGUAGUCAACAGUGGUUGGGGUGGGAUUUUAGGGGAUUUUAUUUUUCAAAAAUGAAAACGUUGGAUAUAUACGCCUUAUUAUUUUGGUACAGAAUUGGGUUCUUGUUAAUUCAUGUAGCUGGAAUUCGAUCAUGUCCUCAGAAGAUGGCUGAAGUUGAUUUGGAGAGGGAUUCUGGAAGACGUCGCUCAAAAAAACCAAGCUCUGCCGGUGUCCAUGCUUAGGACCAUAGCAUUCUAUAAUGAUCGCAGUCGGGAUGUCCUGGCAAAAAACUGGAGCCCAUCACAGUCUCGCUUCUCCGACUCACCUCUACAAUUUGUUGUUGUUGUUGUGCAUAUUGGCUUUCCUCACGGCUUUCGUUCCUGAUGAUACCAUGCGACGGACUUAAGAUGGGCAGAAAAAACAUUUGCGAGGGCGCCUCUUGACCCUUUUAGCCUCUUAUAAUAUACCUUCUUGAUUGAAGCAGUUUUGUGUGUAUGUGCCUGGACACAAGCGUGGGAGAAGAAACAGACCUUUCCUUUUGGGGUUUUGGGAGUGGAUUCGCUCCUUUGGUGAAGAAACCAAAUGUAGGAGGGAGGAUGGGAAGUGGUUUUGUAUAUUUUAGGUCCGGUAGGCAUUUCCUUCUCACUCUCUCCUGUUUCUUUUCCUUUUUGUUCCCCCUUUUUGACUGAUGACCCAGUGAGAAAGGCGACUCUUCCCCAUGUGCUGCUCCAUUGCCUUUACAGGAUUGCGAUGUGCCCUCAGUUCUCGACAGAAGGCAGGCUAUGAACUGAAAUAAAACCCAUUUGGCACAA